AUGGCCCAAUUGUCCAAACUGACGACUGGGCUUUUUUUGAGUCUCCGCUCCACACCCAUAUCCUCCCCUCCUCCCAUAUCCACUCCCCCCACCAACUCCCUACCCACCCACCCAACCAACCCCACCACCCCGGCUCACCCCACCAAAGCGCUCGCGCCACCAAAGGACGCCGCCUACAGGUUCCAGCCCUCAAAUGACGCCGCCAAGGUUGCUGCCGCCGAGGUCCCUGCGGCCAAGGCUGCGCCGAGUUGUCAAAGGUCACCGCCAAUGGGGCCAGAACCGCCAAUGUCACUGCCCAACGGGCAGAGCCGCCAAAGGUAA
Puccinia graminis f. sp. tritici CRL 75-36-700-3 is the source of this 321-nucleotide messenger RNA. RefSeq lists its product as uncharacterized. The record is from RefSeq and is a predicted model, not a curated record. Bases 1 to 321 code for a protein of 106 amino acids. Lineage: Eukaryota; Fungi; Basidiomycota; Pucciniomycetes; Pucciniales; Pucciniaceae. The transcript has 2 exons.